CGUGAUACAGCGUGUGUAAUGUAGAGAUAUUACGCAUUUGACGUCAAGCGUAAUGUUCAAGAAUAACUACCAGGGAGGAGCUGUGGUGGAAAUAUUCUGCGCUCAGGGCAAAGAUCCUGUGGCCAAAUGGAAACUCAGCGGUGGAGCCAUACACAAAGAGUAUAAUAAAGAAAUCAAAGGAUUUGUUUACUGUCUGGAGGGUAGCAGCCAGACAGUCAAAAUGCAAAUGCCAAAGAAUGGGAAAAUGCCUUUGGGACUGCUUCAAAGAUUCCUGGUUUUUCAAGUCAAUGUUCCACCCGGCAGAGAUUUUUCCAUUGAACUCAUGGUAACUGCUACAGAUCACUUAAAACGGCGACUAUAUUUCUCCCCUGUGCACAAAGAGCUCUCCACUACUCUCUGGCAUGCUAAGAUUCCACUUAUUGGCCUAAACUACCACAUCUGGUCGACCUUGUGCAUUGACCUUGUUUCAUUCACAAGCAAACUGUUCAAAGAUGUAGCGUUUGCGACUUUGGACAGAAUAACAGUAUUUGCAAACUGUAGCAUCCGGAGAAUCUUUACAAUGAAAGCAGAGCCUGAGGCAGGGGAUGAGAUGUUCCUAAGUGGAGGAGGUUUGAUGGAGUGGAUUCCCCGAAGUUGUCAUUUCCCACAGGACAUAAAACACAUCGCACAAGUCUUGAACAUAGAAAAUAUGAAGAAAACAGAUGUUAGAACUGGGCCUGUCGCUUCCAAUAGUGCUGUCCAAGUCCGAGUUAAGUGACCCAGCAGAGUCAACCGAGGAGAGCGGGAACUAAACAGAAA
This is a messenger RNA of Periophthalmus magnuspinnatus, 798 nucleotides long. RefSeq names its product CFAP20 domain containing (gene cfap20dc). The record is from RefSeq and is a predicted model, not a curated record. The transcript has 8 exons. The coding region runs from base 53 to 757 and encodes 234 amino acids. NCBI's taxonomy places the organism in Eukaryota, Metazoa, Chordata, Actinopteri, Gobiiformes, Gobiidae.